Mercurialis annua (annual mercury) is the source of this 1439-nucleotide messenger RNA. RefSeq names its product RPM1-interacting protein 4. Bases 409 to 1194 code for a protein of 261 amino acids. Lineage: Eukaryota; Viridiplantae; Streptophyta; Magnoliopsida; Malpighiales; Euphorbiaceae. The transcript has 4 exons. The record is from RefSeq and is a predicted model, not a curated record.
UAUUUAUUGUUGGAUGGGUUUUGAAUUUUAUUUUUACAGAGAGAAGAAGAAUUGGAAGAAAGAAUUGUCAAACAUGACUGGUGGCUGCUUCAUAAACCUCUUCUUCUCUUCUCUUCUCUAAUAUUAUAAGCUCUUUCUCUCUCUAAAACUACUCUCUAUAGACUCUUUCUCCACUCGCUUUCUCUCUCUACAACCCCCUUCUUUCUCUCUCCGUGUCCAUACAGACAGGGUCUCUUCAUUUUCUCAACCUCACCGUAUAUAUAUAUUUCUUGGUGGGUUUUAGCUUCUCUGCAGCUUUUGAGCUUCUUCUUGUUGUCAGACAACAAAGAGAAGAAAAAAGUUUGAAAUUUGGUUUAAAGAUUGUUUCUUGGCUUUCUGGGUUUUGUUCCAGCUUUGGUGGAGAGAAGAAUGGCACAACGUUCUCAUGUGCCUAAAUUUGGUAACUGGGAAAGUGAAGAAAAUGUUCCAUAUACAGCUUAUUUUGAUAAGGCUCGAAAGGGCAGAGGUGGGCCGAUGAUAAAUCCAAAUGACCCGCAAGAGAAUUUGGAUUUGGUCCCUGAAUAUGCAGCUCCACCUCAAGGUCCUCAUUCUGGGGGCAGAGUUGCAUCAGAGGAACCUGUUGGACAGGGAGCUGUUAGACGAGCUCACGAGCGUCAAAGGAGCAGCGAAGAAAGCGAUCUCAGACGGUCUUCUGACUCUCCUGGGCGCCAUGACAAUAUGAACCGAAGAGCUGCGAAUGAGCCAGUGCCCCAACGUUAUGGAGGCCGUGGAGUGAACAAUCAAACUGGAAGACAAAAUGUACGCAGCAGUGGGUCUGAAUACAGCAUAGAGCAGUCCCCAAUCCAUCAAAAGGCUAAGAUCUCAGGGAGAGGCAGUGGGGCUCCAUCUCCUGCCUGGGAAGCAAAAGGCUCAUACGAAAGCAGCCACGGAACUCCUGGAAGAUCUCGGUUGAAACCAAAAGGCGAUGAAAGUCCUGAUAAGGGUGCUGCUGUUCCGAAAUUUGGGGAGUGGGAUGAGAAUAACCCUGCAUCGGCUGAUGGCUAUACUCACAUUUUUAACAAAGUAAGGGAGGAAAGGCAAACUGGAGCAGGGAAAGUACCUGGCAUGCCUACAGAGUCACCUUAUAGACCUGGUCAUAGGCCAACCCCCAGCAACAGCUCUAAGAGUUGCUGCUUUCCGUGGGGAAGAAAGUAAAAGAAUGGAAUUUGUGUAUAAUUAUGAGGUGUGUUGAAGUUGUAAAUACUUUGAAGGCUGUUUUGGUGCAGACGAGUAUAUUCUCUCUUUUAUUUGUGUGGCUUUUAUUUUAUGAUUACUAAAAACAUUAUGUUUUGCUUGAGAUGUAGUUUUAAUUUUUCUUUCACUUUUAGAUUGUUCAACUGCAGUAUGCAAUUUAGCUUUCAUAAUUCAAAUUUAUAUUUCGGCUGGCGGAACCAGACACA